GACAGAGCUAGUCCGUCCCCCUCCACCCUGCCGGAGUCCCCUGGUCACAACUCUCCUGGUAUCGCCUUACUGCUGGAUCUGAAGAGGGUUUCUGUGCUGCUGGUCGACUGCAGGAAAACACCAGGGCAGAGUGGAACUGUGAGAGAAGGACACGAGGAGGGGGAGGGAGAUGGAGAUCUGAUUUCAUCAAGUAAGAACAGUGGGGGGGGACACCCUAACCAUCGUUCUCUUAGUGGGAGGGGCUUAUCGUCUGGGGAGCCUAAACAACAUGUUGCUGAGGAGACAGAGAAGAGUCUCUCCAGAUCAGAACAUCUCAAGAAACACCAGCAGGGACACACAGGGAAGAAACCUCACCACUGCUGCUCUGACUGUGGGAAGAGUUUCACAAGCCAGAGUGGCUUCAUUAUUCACUGUGAUCAGUGUGGGAAGAGUUUUGCUGCAUCUAACACCUUCAAAUCUAAUGUAAGAAUUCAUACAGGAGAGAAGCUUUAUAGCUGUGAUCAGUGUGGGAAGAGCUUCAAUCAUUCAGGCAGCCUGACUACACACCAGCUAACACACACAGGAGAGAGGCCUUAUAGCUGUGAUCAGUGUGGAAAGAGCUUUGCUGCAGCUUCCGCCCUGACUACACACCAGCGAACACACACAGGAGAGAAGCCUUAUAGCUGUGAUCAGUGUGGAAAGAGCUUUGCUGUAGCUUCCAGCCUGAUUAGACACCAGCUAACACACACAGGAGAGAAGCCUUAUAGCUGUGAUCAGUGUGGAAAGAGCUUUGCUGUAUCUUCCGCCCUGAUUGUACACCAGCGUGUACACACCGGAGAGAAGCCUUAUAGCUGUGAUCAGUGUGGAAAGAGCUUUGCUGUAGCUUCCUCCCUGAUUAUACACCAGCGUGUACACACAGGAGAGAAGCCUUAUAGCUGUGAUCAGUGUGGGAAGAGCUUUGCUGCAGCUUCCGCCCUGACUACACACCAGCGAACACACACAGGAGAGAAGCCUUAUAGCUGUGAUCAGUGUGGAAAGAGCUUUGCUGUAUCAGGAAAACUAACUAGACACCAGCUAACACACACAGGAGAGAGGCCUUAUAGCUGUGAUCAGUGUGGGAAGAGCUUUGCUGUAUCUUCCGCCCUGAUUGUACACCAGCGUGUACACACAGGAGAGAAGCCUUAUAGCUGUGAUCAGUGUGGGAAGAGCUUUGCUGCAGCUUCCGCCCUGACUACACACCAGCGAACACACACAGGAGAGAAGCCUUAUAGCUGUGAUCAGUGUGGAAAGAGCUUUGCUGUAUCAGGAAAACUAACUAGACACCAGCUAACACACACAGGAGAGAGGCCUUAUAGCUGUGAUCAGUGUGGGAAGAGCUUUACUGUAGCUUCCAACCUGAUUAGACACCAGGUAACACACACAGGAGAGAGAACUUAUGUCUGUCUAUGUGGGAAGAGCUUUGCUCGAGCUUCCUCCCUAACUAUACACCAGCGAACGCACACUGGAGAGAGGCCUUAUAGCUGUGAUCAGUGUGGAAAGAGCUUUGCUGUAUCAGAAAAACUAACUACACAUCAGCGAACACACACAUUAGAGAGGCCUUGCACACUGGUGAGAAAGACGCCUUAUAUCUGUGAUCAGUGUGGGAAGCGUGUCAGUCAGUUAUGGACCCUUUAUUCACACCUGUAAGGGUUUUCCUGUGGUGAAGUAGAGGUGGACCAAAACGCAGCGUGGUUAUAUUGAUUCAUGUUUAAUAAAAACAGAUAAACAUGAACACUACAAAACAAUAAACGUGGAAAACCAAAAACAGCCCUAUAUGGUGCAAAACACAGAGACAGGAACAAUCACCCACAAACACACAGUGAAACCCAGGCUACCUAAGUAUGAUUCUCAAUCAGAGAUAACUAAUGACACCUGCCUCUGAUUGAGAACCAUACUAGGCCGAAACAUAGAAAUACCCCAAAACAUAGAAAAACAAACAUAGACUGCCCACCCAACUCACGCCCUGACCAUACUAAAAUAAAUACAAAACAAAGGAAAUAAAGGUCAGAACGUGACAACACCAGUGAAGACACACUGGAGAAGGAACCUUAUGUCUGUCCAG
This is a messenger RNA of Oncorhynchus nerka (sockeye salmon), 2080 nucleotides long. RefSeq names its product zinc finger protein ZFP2-like. The transcript has 2 exons. NCBI's taxonomy places the organism in Eukaryota, Metazoa, Chordata, Actinopteri, Salmoniformes, Salmonidae. Gene Ontology annotation, molecular function: RNA polymerase II cis-regulatory region sequence-specific DNA binding; DNA-binding transcription factor activity, RNA polymerase II-specific. The annotation marks the transcript as partial. The record is from RefSeq and is a predicted model, not a curated record. Gene Ontology annotation, biological process: regulation of transcription by RNA polymerase II.